Molecule: messenger RNA, 1052 nt
Organism: Lotus japonicus
Lineage: Eukaryota; Viridiplantae; Streptophyta; Magnoliopsida; Fabales; Fabaceae
Exons: 7
Coding region: 119-769 (216 amino acids)
Biological process (GO): cytoskeleton organization; cell surface receptor signaling pathway
Cellular component (GO): cytoplasm
Molecular function (GO): protein binding
Source: RefSeq, a predicted model, not a curated record
CCCCUUCUUAUUUUUUUUAUCUUCUUCUUGUGUGUGUUCAGUCACUGCUUCUUACAUUUUCAUUCGCCUUUGCUCCUCAGAGGAUCCCAAUCCCAAUCCACACCUGACAUUGACAACCAUGGAACCUGAUCCUCGUCAAUACGAGAAGAUCGCUAUUAAUGAAAAAGACAUCCCCAAUAUUGUUCUGUCAUAUCUUAUACAUAAUUGCUAUGAAGAGUCAGUGGAAUCAUUCAUUUCAUGCACUGGGAUUAAGAAGCCUGCAGAUUAUUUGGAAAACAUGGAGAAAAGAAAAAAAAUCUUUCACUAUGCACUGGAGAGAAAUGCACUUAAGGCUAUUGAGCUAACAGAACAGCUGGCAAAGGAUAUUCUAGAAAACAAUAAGGAUUUGCUGUUUGAUCUUCUAAGCCUUCAUUUUGUAGAGCUUGUCCGCUCUAGGAAAUGCACAGAAGCUUUGGAAUUUGCUCAGACCAAGUUGAGCCCUUUUGGAAAGGAGCAAAAAUAUAUGCAAAACCUUGAAGAUUUUAUGGCCCUUCUUGCUUAUCAGGAGCCAGAGAAAUCCCCAGUGUUUCAUUUGCUUAGCCCAGAGUAUCGUCAACAGGUUGCAGAUAGAUUGAAUCGAGCUAUUCUUGCAUACUUUAACCUUCCCAGCCACACAGCAAUGGAGAGGCUGAUACAGCAGACGACAGUAGUUAGACAGUGCUUAAGUCAGGAGGCUGGAAAGGAUGGGCACCAGCCAUUUUCCUUGAAGGAUUUUCUUAAGAGAAGAUGAGAAAGCAGUUAAAUAAAUAUCCACCUGAAAUUGGGGUAUGAAGCAAGAUUACUUUUUAUGCCUUUGUUGCCAAACAUAGGAUUAAUUUAUGGUUUGAUCAUUGGUGUAAAGUUAACGCUAUUCAUGUAUAAAAUUAUUGUACUGGGUAACUGGGCUAUCUAGAUCUUUCUGGUUUUGAAGUAGGAGCGUUCCAUGAAAAUGGAGAAGAUUGCAAUUGGUGCCGAGUGGAAAUUUACAAUUUUGAAGCGGGGAAGCUUCUCCCCAAAAUUGACUUUAGAAUCAA